AUGGAACUCUCUGAUGAUUUAAAACAUUUCUUCAGUGCUGCGAGUUUCAGUAGAAGUGACAACGGAAAAAGAUUGCUUCUAAACGACCCAGAUUAUGCAGCUCGAAUACAUCAACUUGAGGCCACUGUGCAGACAUUGGUUAGUGACAUGACAUCAAUGCAAUCAGCUAUAAAAACACGAACACAGAGUGGAGCUGUCUACAUUCGAUGGGGAAAGAAAACGUGCCCUCAACUCAACGGGACAGAAUUAAUAUAUUCAGGAACUGUUGGCGGCGGUUGGUAUGGUAGAACUAGCUCUCCAGCAGAGCUCCUUUGUCUUCCGCAUGAUCCAGAUUUUGUAACAAAAGACUCCGCCACUAAAAAUCCCGAUUGGUUUUCUUCAGUAUACGGUGCUGAAUAUCAAUCAGGCUCAGGGCCUAAUGAUCAUGACGUACCUUGCGCUGUUUGUCGUGCGUCUUAUAGCUCAUCUGUAAUUAUGAUCCCUGGAAAGACAUCUUGCUAUACUGGCUGGAAAACAGAAUUCUUUGGAAGAAUGGCUGCCAGUGCUAAUUACCAAAAAGCAUCAUCACAGUACACUUGUUUAGAUGAAAAUCCUGAUGUUUUGGAAGCAGGAGGGGAAAACAAGGACGGUUACCAGUUUUUCGUUGUAAGAGCCGUCUGUGGGUCGUUAACCCUCUUGCUGCCGGAGGGACACAUAUGUCCAAACCGGCAGUGCCGGAGGGACACAUGUGUCCAUGGAUAA
This is a messenger RNA of Mytilus trossulus (common blue mussel), 741 nucleotides long. RefSeq lists its product as uncharacterized. NCBI's taxonomy places the organism in Eukaryota, Metazoa, Mollusca, Bivalvia, Mytilida, Mytilidae. The transcript has 4 exons. The record is from RefSeq and is a predicted model, not a curated record. Bases 1 to 741 code for a protein of 246 amino acids.